GGGGCGGCGCGGAGGCCAUCUUGGCGCGGGACGCGCGCUGCUCGGGUCUUCCUCGUCCUCAGCAAGGCGGAUCUCUACGCCGGACACCCGACCCGGACCCCGACCCGAGUGUGCAGCUUCCGCGUAGGCGCUCGUUCGGACCCAGAGCACUGUAACUGAGGAAAAAUGAUGGAAGAAAGUGGAAUAGAGACAACCCCACCUGGAACCCCUCCCCUGAACCCUGCAGGCCUGGCUGCCGCUGCCAUGCCCUCCACCGAGGUUCACUUAGCUGCAACCAGUUCCUUCUCAUCUCCCAGUGUGUCCGGGAUGGAGUCCUUGCCACCACAUGCGUACUCCACACCUCAGCCAUCCCUGCCCCCUGUGCAGCCGUCAGCACCACCCCCUUUUGUGCCGCUGUCUCCAGCUCCUUCGGUUCCCCUGAGUGUCCCUUCAAUGCCACCCUCAGUGUCUUCAUCACCUGCCACUGCCUUCAGCAGCCCCCCUUUACCCCACUUCCCGCCUGCCACUUCCGCCUCAGGUGCUCUUUUAUCUGCUGCACCACCUUCAGGACCUCCUAUAUCGGGAUUUUCUGUUGGUGCAGCUUACGAUAUCACGAGGGGCCAUGCCGGGAGAGCACCCCAGACACCUUUGAUGCCAUCAUUUUCUGCACCUCCAGUCACAGGUAUUUUGCCAGGCCCCAUCACUCAGCAAGCCAGUAUGACACCAUUGGCACAGGGACCUGGAACCACGUCAGCCAUUACUUUCCCAGAGGAACAGGAUGAUCCUAGAAUUACUAGAGGCCAGGAUGAUGCACCUGCUGGUGGGAUCUGGGGUUUCAUCAAGGGCGUGGCUGGGAAUCCUAUGGUGAGAUCUGUGCUUGACAAGACCAAACAUUCGGUGGAGAGCAUGAUUACGACGCUGGACCCCGGCAUGGCUCCGUACAUCAAAUCUGGAGGUGAACUGGAUAUUGUCGUAACCUCUAAUAAAGAAGUGAAAGUGGCUGCUGUCCGAGAUGCUUUCCAGGAGGUCUUUGGCCUAGCUGUGGUUGUGGGGGAAGCUGGACAGUCCAAUAUUGCCCCACAGCCAGUAGGCUAUGCAGCAGGAUUAAAGGGUGCCCAGGAACGCAUAGAUAGCCUGCGGAGGUCUGGCACUAUCCAUGAAAAACAGACUGCUGUGUCAGUAGAAAACUUCAUCGCUGAGCUGCUGCCCGACAAAUGGUUUGACAUCGGCUGCUUGGUGGUUGAAGACCCUGUGCAUGGCAUCCGCUUGGAAGCCUUUACUCAGGCCACACCGGUGCCUUUGGAAUUUGUGCAGCAGGCACAAAGCCUGACUCCCCAGGACUACAAUCUGAGGUGGUCAGGCCUUUUGGUGACAGUGGGUGAAGUCCUGGAAAAAAGCUUGCUAAAUGUCAGCCGGACUGAUUGGCACCUCGCUUUCACCGGCAUGUCUCGACGACAGAUGAUCUACAGCACAGCCAAGGCGGUGGCGGGCAUGUACAAGCAGCGCCUGCCACCCAGGCCCAUGUGAGACCUGCUGUCACCUUUUGCUCUGUGUUAGAGGAGACUGGAUAGCUUCAGAGAAUCCAAUAGCUUUUACAAUUUUCCUAAUAAUCUGCAGUCCUUUUAAAAGGUUUUUUUUUUUUUUUUUUUUUUUUUUUUUUAAAUAAAGGCACAGUGUCAUUCCAGUAAAACAAAAGAAGUAGGUCUUCUUUUUACUGUCAUGAUUAUGAUUUCAUACAUUCUGGUUCUAAAGAAAUACACAAUAUUUACAGCAUAAUUCAGUAGUCCA
Phodopus roborovskii (desert hamster) is the source of this 1767-nucleotide messenger RNA. RefSeq names its product proline rich coiled-coil 1 (gene Prrc1). Gene Ontology annotation, biological process: activation of protein kinase A activity. The transcript is spliced from 9 exons. Bases 166 to 1506 code for a protein of 446 amino acids. Lineage: Eukaryota; Metazoa; Chordata; Mammalia; Rodentia; Cricetidae. Gene Ontology annotation, molecular function: protein kinase A regulatory subunit binding. Gene Ontology annotation, cellular component: cytoplasm. The record is from RefSeq and is a predicted model, not a curated record.